Pygocentrus nattereri (red-bellied piranha) is the source of this 1648-nucleotide messenger RNA. RefSeq names its product testis enhanced gene transcript (BAX inhibitor 1) (gene tmbim6). Gene Ontology annotation, biological process: cellular response to unfolded protein; negative regulation of endoribonuclease activity; negative regulation of apoptotic signaling pathway. Bases 184 to 897 code for a protein of 237 amino acids. Gene Ontology annotation, cellular component: mitochondrial membrane. NCBI's taxonomy places the organism in Eukaryota, Metazoa, Chordata, Actinopteri, Characiformes, Serrasalmidae. The transcript has 10 exons. Gene Ontology annotation, molecular function: enzyme binding. The record is from RefSeq and is a predicted model, not a curated record.
UCUCUGCAGCCCAAGGUGUAACACGUAAUGCUAAUCAGAGCUCCGCCUCCAAACAGAUCUGCGAGUCCAGCACGUAGUUUGUCAGCAGGACAAUACAGGCCGAAAACGGGCGGAUUGGACGUCUGCGGGAGCGAAAGUGAAGGAAUUUCUCUCUGGUUAUUUCCCUGACCAAAAGUAAGAAGCAUGAACGUGUUUGAUCGCAACAUCAACUUUGAUGCCCUCUUCAAAUUCUCUCAGAUCUCCCGUUCCACUCAGCAGCACCUGAAGAAUGUCUACGCCAGUUUAGCUGUGUGUAUGUUCGUGGCGGCAGCCGGGGCCUACGUCCAUGUUGUCCUCAGGCUUUUUCAGGGUGGGAUGCUCUCCGUGCUGGGAUCUCUGGCCAUGAUGGCUUGGCUCGCCAUGACGCCUCACAGCCCUCAGACUGAGAAGAAGAGGCUGGGCAUCCUCGCUGGCUUUGCUUUCCUCACAGGUGUUGGACUUGGCCCAGCAUUGGAUUAUGUCAUAAAAAUCAACCCAAGCAUCAUCAUGACUGCUUUCCUGGGCACCUCAGUCAUCUUCACCUGUUUCACUCUGAGUGCCCUCUAUGCUCAACGUAGGAGUUACCUGUUCCUGGGAGGCACUCUGAUGUCGGCCCUGUCUAUUCUGCUGCUGGUUUCUAUCCUCAACAUGUUUGUGGGCUCCGUCAUGCUUUUCAAGGCUCAUGUCUACAUUGGUCUGGCUAUCAUGUGUGGAUUUGUGCUAUUUGACACUCAGCUCAUCAUUGAAAAGGCAGAAAUGGGAGAUAAGGAUUACAUUUGGCAUUGUGUGGAUCUCUUCUUGGAUUUUGUGACCAUCUUCAGAAAGCUCAUGGUCAUCCUUGCUAUGAAUGAAAAGGACAAGAAGAAGGAGAAGAAGUAGACGGACUCUGGAAAGUUAGAAACAUAAAAAUAAAAAUAAAAAUCUGUGAUUUGUUUGCAUCGGAAAGUGUCUGAUGCGUCCAACAUAACAUCUUAAUUAUGAAUUCGAUUCUAUUGAUUUUGUACUUUGGUAUGUUGUCUUAAUUUUGUUUGAGAAUCAUGGAUUUAGGCUGUGUAGUAAUGUUGACAGAUGUGACUUCAGUAUAAUGUUUUGAAGGUCUCUACAGUUGUUAAUUUUUUUUUUUUCUUCUUCAUUUAAAAAUAUAGAGGCAGAUUUUUUUGAUCUAGCAUAAAAGAUCUUAAGUUCUUUUCACAUAUCUUUCCUCUGACUUGCAUUACUGCUUAAAAUGUGAUACUUUUUCGUAGUUAACCAGGCAAGGUAGAGUAAACUUAAUCCUCUUAUUGUAAAUAUUGUGAAGGAUUUGACAAGUCAGUUGUAACAGAUAAAUUAACUGCUCACUACUUUCUUAAAGUUUUGCUUAAUUGUUUAUAUUACAGCUACUGAAGUUUUCUCCCAUUCCCCCCAAUAUUCAGUCACACAAAGGUGAAUUUCUCCUUGUAUUGCCAUUGAUAGUCACAUUUUUCUUAUUAUUGCAGCUGCUGUAUACGCCAAUGUUAAGAAGUUCAGCACUCAGGCUUUGAGGAGUGUGUUUAUCAUCAAUGGUGAUAAUGUAGCUACUGAUCAGGUUGUAUUUUGAACUCCCUACUGACUAACGAUAAUAAAUAGUGCCACAGAUGGUUUGGGUUCCAUA